UUCAGACAAAAUGCAAUGUUCUUAUUAUACCAGCUGCAGUACGCAUUCGAGAACAACUAUUGCAAGCUUUUCCUGUACAAGGUCCGAACUUAAAAGUUGUGUCGACGAUGACGGCCGGUUACGAUCAUUUGGACGUCCCGGAAAUUAAAAGGACAGGCAACAAAAUUUGUCACACACCGAUAGUGAUGUCUGCUGCAGUUGCAGAAAUGGCCGUGCUCUUAAUGUUACCUGCAGCAAGAUUCAUCCGCGAGGGUCACAUGAAACGGGAAUAUAGUGAGACAGAUUACGGGCCACAGUGUUUGCUGGGACAAGAUGUACGAGAUUCUACAGUUGGCAUCUUUGGUUUGGGAAAUAUUGGUCAAGCUAUCGUUAAGAAAUUAAUGGGAUUUGAAGUAGGACAUUUUAUCUAUACAGGACAUUCUCGCAAAAAAGCAGUUUUGAUUUACAGUACAAUGAGUUUGUCCAGUUUACCACGAGUUUUGGUAACCAGUAAUGCAACAGCAGCAGCAGGCAUCAAAUUGCUUCAGACAAAAUGCAAUGUUCUUAUUAUACCAGCUGCAGUACGCAUUCGAGAACAACUAUUGCAAGCUUUUCCUGUACAAGGUCCGAACUUAAAAGUUGUAUCGACGAUGACGGCCGGUUACGAUCAUUUGGACGUCCCGGAAAUUAAAAGGACAGGCAUCAAAAUUUGUCACACUCCGAUGGUGAUGUCUGCUGCAGUUGCAGAAAUGGCCGUGCUCUUAAUGUUACCUGCAGCAAGAUUCAUCCGCGAGGGUCGCAUGAAAUAUGGUGAGACAGAUUACGCGCCACAGUGGUUGCUGGGACAGGAUGUACGAGACUCUACAGUUGGCAUUUUUGAUUUGGGAACAAUUGGUCAAGCCAUCGUUGAGGGAUUAAUGAGAUUUGAAAGUUGGCUAUAUGGGAAUACGUACGAGAAAGAAGAUCACACAUGAUUUUAGAAGUAGCGUAUAAUAUUUGUCACGGAAGCAUAUAUCUGUUGCUAUUAGAAUUCAUUUCAAUGAACAUAUCAAAGGUUAACAUUUGGCAAGCCAACUAAGCUAAAUAAAAAAAAUGACAGUUUGUCCAGAAGUUGACUAUGGGAAUAAUGGUAACGACAUCCAAUUAGCAUCACAACCAGCAAUAAUGAUCUUGUGAUUUUGACAAUUUUAAUUUAUUAAAAGAUAGAUACGAGAGAGUAUGGAAUAUAUACUUUUGAUGUAUUAUUUGUUUUAUAUUUAUAAAGG
Messenger RNA from Linepithema humile (Argentine ant), 1244 nucleotides. NCBI's taxonomy places the organism in Eukaryota, Metazoa, Arthropoda, Insecta, Hymenoptera, Formicidae. The record is from RefSeq and is a predicted model, not a curated record.